Impatiens glandulifera is the source of this 962-nucleotide messenger RNA. Its product is annotated as protein TRANSPARENT TESTA 1-like. Gene Ontology annotation, cellular component: nucleus. Gene Ontology annotation, biological process: anatomical structure development; regulation of gene expression. Bases 66 to 962 code for a protein of 298 amino acids. Gene Ontology annotation, molecular function: DNA-binding transcription factor activity. The transcript has 2 exons. The record is from RefSeq and is a predicted model, not a curated record. NCBI's taxonomy places the organism in Eukaryota, Viridiplantae, Streptophyta, Magnoliopsida, Ericales, Balsaminaceae.
CUAACUGAAUGGAUUAUAUAUUACCAACAUAAAGACCUAGCUAGCUAUCACUCAACACUGAAAACAUGGAUUCUUCAGAUACUUCUCUCUCUAAUUCCUCAUCCAGCACUACUAUUCAUGAUAACUCUGAUGAUUCCGACCACCCAUCACUGUUUCAUGUCCUCCCCACAAAAACCCUUAAUUUUUUCGAGCCAUUACCACUCAUAAGCUCCUUGAUCCGACCACUAGACACCGCUCUCUCUCAUCAUAUCCCAAACCCUAACCCUAACCUGUUCGAAGAAGAUGUCACUGUGGCCUUGCACAUUGGCCUUCCCAACAGCGGUGGCAGCGGCAGCGCCAGUGCCAGCAGCAGCAGUAGCAUUAACACCUCCAAGCUAGUCAUGAAGACAAGCGAUGAUCCGAAUGGACCAUCUCAAUAUUGGAUCCCAACUCCUCAACAGAUCCUAAUCGGUUUCACCCAUUUCGCUUGCCAUGUUUGUCACAAGACUUUCAACCGCUACAACAAUCUCCAAAUGCAUAUGUGGGGUCAUGGGUCUCAGUAUAGAAAGGGACCGGAGUCUUUGAAAGGGUCACAACCUAGGGCUAUGGCUGGGGUGGCUUGCUAUUGUUGUGAAGAAGGUUGUAGGAACAAUAUUGAUCAUCCUAGGGCACGUCCUCUAAAGGACUUCCGUACACUUCAGACUCAUUACAAGCGUAAGCAUGGGGUGAAACGUUUUGCAUGCAGGAGGUGUGGAAAGAAGCUGGCGGUGAAAGGAGACUGGAGAACUCAUGAGAAGAACUGCGGGAGAAGAUGGCUUUGUUGUUGUGGAUCUGAUUUUAAGCACAAACGAUCACUCAAAGACCAUGUUAGAUCCUUUGGAUCCGGUCACACUCCUUUUCCUCCUCUGCCGCCGGACUUGUUUAGUACCAACACCGCUGAUGCACCUCAUGAUCAUGAUGGAUUGGGCCCCUUCUUUCCUUAA